AUGGCCCUCGAAAGAAUCCAGUUUACUGCCUCAACAAGCAAUAUCGUGCCCAUCUACCAGCUGAUCUCGUCUAUAUUGCCUUUUGGAGGCAGCUGUUUGCUGAACAUCACGCAAAAUGGGCUCUGUUUCAGCGUCGUCGACAAUAAUAUCUGCAAAGUGUAUCUCACGUUAGAUAAACGACUAUUCAGCAGUUUCCAAUUCUACCCGAUCCAUGUCAAAAAAGAGCGCAUAUUACUUUCAGACGAAGAGGAAAGCACCACUGAUGACGAUGCCGAGUCUCUAGACUCAAGACAGAGCGUGUCUGUCCAUCUUGAUCUCAAGUCCCUGAUCGAGACAAUCAAUAUUCAUAUCCCGGGCGACAAAGAUAAUCCAGAGCUGCGCACAAAGUGUAUUUUGAGCUACAAGGGCGACGGGUCGCCGUUUAUACUCACCUUUGAAGACGACUUCAUUAUUGAGCGCUGCGAGUUGACCACGCUGUUUAUCGAUCCGGCCGAUUUCGAGUCUGAAAUCACAGACUCUCAAACGGGAUCUGCCUAUUUCCAGCUCGACUCGUCCAAAAAGGUUAUGGAGCUCACCCUACAAUCGUCCCUGGUCUACGACGCGCUCAGAGACAUGAAGGAUUUGAGUACCGAGGAACUGAUUCUUUACUGCUCCAACAUGCAGUCGGAACAUCAGAGAAAACUUGUCUUGAUCUCCAAGUCUGAAGAUGCAUCGAUAGGAUACUCCAAGCUUGUGUUUCCGUCAAGAAAGCCGUUUUUGAAAGACAUGCAGUUGUACAAGCCGGAGCUCGUCGACGAGGAGCAGACUCACAUGGUCGUCUGUUCCACAACGAUCUCGUCAUUCUACAACUUCAGCUAUUUUGCCAAGAUCCUGAGAGCGAUAAAGCUAUCAAAGUCCAUCAAAAUCCGCAAAGAUCUCGCUGGCCUAACCUCUGUGUCCCUUUUGCUGGGCUCGUCCAGCUUGAAUGGGUCCAACUUAUCAUCUAACGACGGCAAGAACCUGUUUUUUGGAACCAGCAUCGAGUUCAUCACGCUAGAGUCUCUUGCAAACGAAGAAGUCGAAUACGAGCGCGCAAAACACGGCUACAAUAACCAAUUCGUGGAGCAGAUGAUAAGAGAGGACGAAAACGUCAAAGUUAUCAAAAUUGCACGGAACGGCCAGCUCACUACCAUCGACGACUACUUCCAGUCGGUCAUCACUCAGUCAGCAGCCCCAAGCUCCGCGGGAGAGCCAGUGGAUCUGCAAAUCACCAAAGAACUGGCUCAGUCUGUGCUGGGACACAGUCCGGCGCCAGAACCGGUUCCUAAGGAGACAAAAGGAAAACAGACAAAGAAACGAAAGCUCGAGGGCCGCAAGAACAACAAGUCGGACAAAGCAGACAGACUACAGACCGUUGGUGGAGCAGUUGAGAUCCCGCUAUUUAUUUAG
Molecule: messenger RNA, 1428 nt
Organism: Ogataea angusta
Lineage: Eukaryota; Fungi; Ascomycota; Pichiomycetes; Pichiales; Pichiaceae
Exons: 1
Coding region: 1-1428 (475 amino acids)
Biological process (GO): DNA damage checkpoint signaling; DNA repair
Cellular component (GO): checkpoint clamp complex
Source: RefSeq, a predicted model, not a curated record